AUGCAAUCUUUCAAACACCUGAAGUAUCCAGAAGAGGCAUUGCUCCAAUUGGAAGGCCUGGUACCCUGCCGAGAAUCUCAAGUGUCAACCCUGUUGUCGAUCUUCGGAGAGCGUCAGCAUUUUAGUUUUCCGUCCCUUUUCAUCUAUGGACAUGCAUCCAGUGGAAAGACUUAUGUGAUGCAAACUCUUCUGAAAACCUUAGAGCUUCCCCAUGUGUUCGUCAGCUGUAAUGAAUGCUUCACCUCAAGACUGCUGCUGGAGGAAAUUCUGAGACAGCUCCAACGCCUUUCCUCUACAGGAGAAGAUCUUGCACCUGCUUCCUGUGACUCGUUCAAUGACUUUGUUCAUUUAUUUAAGCAGGGAACAACGACGCCCAGUCUACAGAAUCAAACUAUAUAUGUUGUUUUGGAUAAUGCAGAGCAGCUCAGGGAGAUGGAGGCAAACAUCCUGCCAGGUUUUCUUCGACUACAGGAACUGACUGACCGGAAUGUGACUGUGGUUCUCCUUAGUGAAAUUGUGUGGGAGCUUCUUCGGCCAACUACGGGAUGCCUUGAGCCAAUGCCUUUGUAUUUCCCAGACUACAGCAUAGGGCAUCUGCAAAAGAUUCUGUCCCAUGAUCAUCCUCCAGAGUAUUCUUUUGACUUCUAUGCAGCAUACAUAAAUAUUCUUCUUGGUGUCUUUUAUCCAGUCUGCAGAGAUUUGAAGGAGCUCCGACAUCUGGCUGUGAUUAAUUUUUCUAAAUAUUGUGAGCCUGUGAUUCAAGGAAAAGCAAAUGAACGAGACACACGUCGUCUUUGGAAAAAUAUUGAAUCCCACUUGAAGAAUGCCAUGCAGACUGUUUACCUGCGAGAAAUAUCAAGCUCGCAGUGGGAACAAUCACGAGAAGAUGGAGAAUCUGGACAGCUGAAAGGACUUUCAGCCCAUGCUCACGUAGAACUUCCGUAUUACUCCAAAUUCCUUCUAAUAGCAGCAUACCUUGCUUCUUACAACCCUGCCAGAACAGAUAAAAGGUUCUUCGUUAAGCAUCGUGGAACUAUUAGGAAGAAAAAAGUUCAGAAGAAACAAGAAAAGACCAGCAAUCACCUUCUUGGGCCAAAGGCAUUUCCCCUGGACAGGUUGCUAGCAAUAUUACACAGCAUUAUUGACAGCAGAGUGGCUCCAACUGCAAAUAUAUUUUCCCAGAUCACGUCACUUGUGACACUACAGCUGUUAACCUUGGUAGGCCACGAUGACCCACUUAAUGGACCAAGAUACAAAUGCAGUGUGUCUCUAGAUUUCAUCAGAGGUAUUUCAAGGACAGUGAGCUUUGACAUAACAAAGUACUUGUAUGACUUCUUGUGAAGACCCCAUGAACUUGGUGGCACUGACUAAGGCAAGCUCUGUUUUUCUGUUGACUUGAACUGUCCAGGGAGAGGAGACUUUGGGCUUCACCGGAUUUGUCCAAAACAGGUGUUGGCCCAGCAUGGGAUCUGAUGAAAACACUCAAGCUAGUCUAGAUGGAUCUGAGCAGAGGACUAUUUACCAGAGGCCCCUGAGUCUUUGGGAAGAAUGUGUUAAUUAUAAACAGCAGGGUUUGAGCACAAUCUGUUCUGCUCUUAAUGAUGUUAUCUUAACACUAAAAUUGCCUGAAACCCAUUUGACUAAGGACUGUCUUUUAUACUAUAUUGAACUAUCCCCUGUGCUUUGAACAUGGCAGCAGCCUUGUUUCUAUGCCCAGUCUUUUCACUUCCUCUCCAUGGGAGCCUUUUAAAGCUGCCUGCCAAAGCGCUCAAUCCUAUGGCCACAGUUUAAACGAGAUUGAAAUAGCAAAUAUGAUAAACAUAAAACUAAGGUGGUGUGUGCUU
Molecule: messenger RNA, 1844 nt
Organism: Euleptes europaea (tarantolino)
Lineage: Eukaryota; Metazoa; Chordata; Lepidosauria; Squamata; Sphaerodactylidae
Gene: ORC5
Product: origin recognition complex subunit 5
Exons: 14
Coding region: 1-1341 (446 amino acids)
Biological process (GO): DNA replication; DNA replication initiation
Cellular component (GO): nucleus; nuclear origin of replication recognition complex
Molecular function (GO): DNA replication origin binding
Source: RefSeq, a predicted model, not a curated record